Messenger RNA from Cylindrotheca closterium, 4023 nucleotides. Lineage: Eukaryota; Bacillariophyta; Bacillariophyceae; Bacillariales; Bacillariaceae. The record is from the annotation of a GenBank genome assembly.
AUGAGAAGACCAACUUCAUCUUCUCAUCGUUGCCUCAGCAGUCUCUUUCCGGUUCUGUUGCUGUUGUCAUUUUCCUUCACGGAUGCCAACGCACGACAGUUCAAUCAGGUGCAACUUCGAGUCUACGAAAAGAUUGAUCGUUUCUUGGCCUCUGCAGUCGAUACCUUGGCGGUAUUUGCGGACUUUUACGAUCUAGGAGGGUUUGAGAAUGAAUUGCAAGCGGCAGAUCGUGCCCAGUCGCGUCGUUACAUGUAUUCACUCAUUGCUGCCUUGCAAGAUACGGGCCUGAAGCCCUUUUAUGGGUUGGAAGACGGAACCCUCGUGGGAUAUUGGCAUGGAUCACAAAAUCAAGUGCCCAUUUUGACCUACCGAGAACCUGGUAAUAGUGGAUACGAGGUUACCGACAACAUUACUACAGCUGCUACUGCGGAUGGCCUGUUGAAGUACUAUAAUGUUUGUUUGAAUGCCACCAAUGGACAGAACUCGACAUGUGCCAUUACACCAGACAGACCCUUGUAUACAUCUUGCAACAAUGAGUGUGCACUAGUUCCUUGUGAGGGUGAUGGUGCAGUCUUGUGUCCCGACUAUGACAUCUUGGAAUUAUCAGAGGGCGAAAACUUUGGAUACGUUCCAACCACAAUGAACUGUAUUAAUGAAGAUGGGGAAUUUUCACAAACCCCCGGAGAAAUCUUGGUGGAAUCUCCGAGCGGAGUGAUUCCGGAUGGAGACUGUACCUUUAUGGAUGGAACCUUGGUCAGUCGCGAAUUGGAAGGUCCGUUUGCCGCCUGUGGUCCGACAGAAGAAGGAGGAAAUGGCACAACUACAACUGACAACAAGGUUUGCUCGACUGCCUUUAUUGGGGCCAACGAUUACAUCAACUAUGAUCCAAGAUGGCGUGGAUGGUACAUUGACUGCAAAAAGGCCCUAGUCCCACAAUUCUCGGAUCCUUAUAUUUUCUUCAACUUUGGAGCCAUUGGUAUCACCUACACUCAUCCAAUUUUCCGCACCGUCGAUGGUUCAGAAGAUGGCCAAAAGGUCUUUCAUGGAGUCCUAGCGGCGGAUAUGGAACUUUCGGAUGUGACAAACUUUUUGGAAACCACCUUUAUCGAUACCAACUACACCGUUGCCGUGUAUGAGUACGAAGAACCCUACUACAUCAUUGCCACCUCGACCAAUGGUGCUGCCAUGGGAAGUGUCCUGGUGGAUGACCCAUUGGUACGGUGCCCAGCCGGAGAAGAAGAAUCCAGUACCUGCGAGGAAGGGCGAAUGACCAUUGAGAAUUUCGAAGGAACCAUCCCCGACAUGAUUCUACGAAAGGCGCAUCAUGCCUUGCUCGAGCUGGAGGGUGACGAAAUUGCGAAAGCUGUUCAAGAGGAUGACGGCGAUGCUGCGUCAACUUCCUACGUUGCGACAAGUCUUACGUACGAAUUACCUGGAGCCAACUUGAAGUGGCGGAUUGUGGUUACUACUCCAGUGGAGGAGAAUCCGGACGAUUUCAUUGAGGAGGACGAUGGAUUGUACGCCGUAUUGGCUGCAGUUGGCAGCGUGGGAUGCAUCAUUUGCUUUCUCCUCUUUUUGGCAUUCUACCGAAGGAAGAAUGAAAAAGCGGUUCAAUUUGCCGAUUUAUAUUUCACGUCCGCCUUUAUCUUGGGUGCUGCGGUCAUUAACCUGGCAGUUUUCGCUUAUUUGGGAAAACCAACCGAUCAGAUUUGUUUGACUCGACUUUGGGUCUUUUUUAUGCUGACUGUAUUCAUAUUGUCACCCCUCUUUAUCAAGGCCUACCGUAUCUAUCGCCUGUUGGGUCGACCAGUGGCAAAAGCAAUGAAUGCCAAGAUCAAUAAUCGUGAAGCUUGGAUGCGGACAAUUCCAAUGAUUUUGAUCCAGGCCCUCAUCUUACUGAUCGUUACAGUUAUAGACCCACCAAAGGUCAAGGCAAUAGUGGAUUUGGACGAUUUGAAUCCCCAGAAGAGCAUUCGCUGCGACACGGAGACAUAUCUGUUUGCUAUCUUGCAGGGAACCUACGAUAUCCUUCUGCUUGUCGUUGGUUGCACAUUGGCAUACUUGACUCGGAACAUUGAUCCACGCUUUGGUGACGCAAAGGCACUCUUCUUUGCCAUCUACAAUAUUGCGUUUACGACGCUGAUGCUAGCGCUGAUCAUUGUCUUCGUUGACAUUACAGAGUCGGGACAAGUAUCCCUUCAAUUCAUUGGUGUCUUUUGGGCGACCGUCUUCAGUUCCGCUGCCUUUGUCAUCCCCCGUUUGAUGGCAGCUAAAAACGAGAGGAAGCUAAGCCAAAAAAGACAGAAACGACUGCUCAAUAAGUAUGAGUCUCAACGCAAAAGUCGGGGCGAUUCCUCUGUCGGUGGAUUUAAUGCUGACGAUGAUGCUCUUCAUGAGACGGAAGACGCGAUCAAAAUAUUGGUCUGUACUGCAAACAUGGGUAAUGCUCCGCCUACUGAGGAAUCAAUGAAAGCUUGGAUUCCUGAGUUAGGUUCAUCCUACGAAGUAACGCCGUUUGAGGAAAGUCUGGUCGUGAAGGAUCAUUUCGAUCUAAUCGUCAUUGGAAUGCAAGAAGCAACUUGGGGAUCCAAAAAGCAAAGGAAGCGAGAGCAAGCCCAGGCGGAAGGCGCAGAUCAGGUUUCAAUUGCGACUGGUCUUGCUUCGCAACCGUCCAUAAAGGGCGAUGUUGUUUUGGAUGACGAUGAAAUCAGCUUGGAAGAAGCUCAAGCUAAAGAAGACAACUACCUCGCUGCAAUUGAAGGUGCUGAUACCGUCCUUCUACGAAAGAUGAUCAAAGAGAUUCUUGGAGGAGAAUAUACCAACAUCGCGUCGGAACAAAGAGGACAAAUGCGGCAGUUAGUCUGGGCAAGAUCAUCUAUAGCACCAUACAUAAAGAACGUGAAAAUCAGUGGAGAAAACACUGGAAUCGGAAAUGUUCUUGCAAACAAAGGUGGUAUUAUAGUCUCUAUGACUUACCAAGACACAAGAAUGUCGUUCCUUUCGGCACAUUUGGCUGCUCAUGAAGGCGACAACUACUACAAGGCAAGAUGUGAAAAUGUUUAUGCCAUACUGAAAGGAGGAUCCAAGACGUUCGACAUUGCCCGUAAGAAUGAUAUCGAUGUAGCCCUUUCGAGUCACCAUAUCUUUGUUUGCGGAGACCUCAACUUCCGCACCAAAUUUGAUGGCGAGCAUACUCAUGAAGAGAAGUUCGCGAUGGCCCAAGAUUUAAUCAAGGCAGAGGACUGGCAUGCACUCUACAGUUACGAUGAGCUACAUCACGGAGUGAAACGAGAUGAUCUCUUGGUGAACUUUAAGACAUUGCCUUGUGACUUCAAUCCAACAUUCAAGGUAAAUCGAGUGGAAGGCUAUGACUACAAGGAUCAGCGCGUUCCGAGCUAUACCGACAGAAUACUGUUCAAGUCGGCUCCGAAUCUUCCUGAUCUUGUGAAGCAAUAUGCCUAUGAACCGUGUGAGGAGUUCAUUACCUCUGAUCACAAGCCAGUCCGUGGUGCAUUCUCCCUCAUACCAAAUGACGUGAUCACCCCUCGCUCUGUUGAAGGCAAAUUCCGAUUGACUUUCAGUCAACUCGAGUGUUCAGAUCUUCCGCAAGCUGAUGUAAGUGGAACUUCGGACCCCUACAUCAAGUUUAUCUGGGACUCUGUUGACAUGGCAGAAGACAGCAAAGCCAUCAACUUCAAGUUUUGGCAACGGAAAGUCAGCUUCCCGAGAACUCCGUACAAAAGCAAGACGUUGAAUCCAAAAUGGGAAGACAAGACCAUGACACUUGUUACUUCAGGUACUGAGAUGAAUGUACAUGCCAUCCUGUACUUGUCCGUGUACGAUUAUGAUUUCUUUUCAGAUGAUGACAUUCUUGGAAGCCUGCCCCUGAGCAUGCAACAGCUCGUAACAAUGAAGCCCCGGGAGUCAACCAAACAAAUAAUGGUCGAUCGCCCACUGGAGAGAUGUGGCAGGUUCGCUGGAAGAAUCAAGUUCAAGCUUGAAAUCUCGCAGUUGGUGGGCUAG